This is a messenger RNA of Blepharisma stoltei, 276 nucleotides long. NCBI's taxonomy places the organism in Eukaryota, Ciliophora, Heterotrichea, Heterotrichida, Blepharismidae. The record is from the annotation of a GenBank genome assembly.
AUGAUAUCUUUUACAGCAUGGCAGUGAUGGCUCUGCCACAAUUUACUCAUGACUUUGAAAUUUAGAGUCGGGACUGGGCCAAUCCUUAUUGCCAAGGAUCCGCUGUGAUCUUCUGCUUCCUUUGGAAAAACCAAAAAGAUCUUAAUCGCCCUGACUGUAGAAGGAACUAUCAUGAAUUGGCAUGGGACAUCUGGAAAAAUGCUCAAUACAAUUAAGUUAGACUGCCAGACUUUAAGCCUAAACUACGAAUAUGAAGGAAACGCUUCGCUGCUAUAG